This is a messenger RNA of Penaeus indicus, 1133 nucleotides long. Its product is annotated as legumain-like. Gene Ontology annotation, molecular function: cysteine-type endopeptidase activity. NCBI's taxonomy places the organism in Eukaryota, Metazoa, Arthropoda, Malacostraca, Decapoda, Penaeidae. The record is from RefSeq and is a predicted model, not a curated record. The transcript has 7 exons. The coding region runs from base 171 to 1133 and encodes 320 amino acids. Gene Ontology annotation, biological process: vacuolar protein processing.
AAUAAAAUAAAAAAUUGGCAACCAGCAUUGCGCAUCAACAUCCUCCACGGCAGCUAACAGACGCCACGAACACGAACACGAACGGAACACGUACCGACUAGCGUGAGCGAGGGAUAUCCUGUCACACGACUUCCAAAACCGUGCUGCAUGCGUUAAGAGAGAGCGAGGCCAUGAUGGGGCGAGCGCUGGAUAUGCUGAAGGUGGCCGCCCUCGUGAUGGCUGUGGGCGGCAACGUGGCAUCGGCGCAGCAGCACAAGGGGGACCUGUGGGCGGUGCUGGUGGCGGGGUCGAGCUCCUGGAUGAACUACCGCCACCAGGCCGAUGUGUGCCACGCCUACCAGAUCCUCCACCAACACGGCGUGCCAGACGACCAUAUUAUUGUCAUGAUGGCAGACGACAUCGCGUACAACCCUGAAAACCCCGACCCGGGCGUGAUCAUCAACCGGCCCGACGGACCCAACGUGUACGAGGGCGUCCCCAAGGACUACACCGGCAGGAGCGUCACGCCCGAGAUCUUCCUACGGGUGCUGAGUGGCGACGCAGAGGGCCUGAGGGGCGUCGUCGGAUCCGGGAAAGUCGUGCGCAGUGGCCCCAAUGACCGCAUCUUCGUGAACCUGGUGGACCACGGCGCCCCCGGCAUCUUCGCCUUCCCCACCUCUUUCCUGAAGGCCACCGAGCUCACCGAUACUAUCCUUGACAUGCACCGCGACGGGAAGUUCGGGGAGAUGGUGUUGUACGUAGAGGCAUGUGAAUCUGGCUCAAUGUUCUCCCGUCUCCUUCCGGACGAUCUCGGUGUCUACGCUGUCUCGGCCUCCAGUCCCCACCAGCCAUCCUACGCCUGCUACAUGGACGAGCACCUCCACACCUUCCUCGGAGACGUGUUCAGCGUCAAGUGGAUGGAGGACACGGACAGGGAAGACAUUCGUCGUGAGAGUCUGAAGAAGCAGUUCCAGAUCGUGAGGAAGGAAGUGACGUCAUCGACGGUCAUGCACUGGGGGGAGAUAAGACUCGACCGCCAGCACCUCUCGCAGUUCCUCGGAGGAAAAAAGGUCUCCUCGAGGGUGAAGAGCCAAAAGCGAGGAAAUGACCUUUGCAUGGUGGGUUCUCUCGCGUGGUUGUCGUUUGGGGGCUAA